This is a messenger RNA of Toxorhynchites rutilus septentrionalis, 792 nucleotides long. RefSeq lists its product as uncharacterized. The record is from RefSeq and is a predicted model, not a curated record. NCBI's taxonomy places the organism in Eukaryota, Metazoa, Arthropoda, Insecta, Diptera, Culicidae. The transcript is spliced from 3 exons. The coding region runs from base 195 to 770 and encodes 191 amino acids.
GUGGAUGCGAUCAUACAUGAUCAUUUGCGUACAUACAGUUACCGAGAAGAGUUCAAAUUUCCAGGAAGUUACUCUUCACUCCUUCAUCAGAGUGCUGCUGGUUGCAUGAGCUCCAGAUGUGCAUAAAUAAACAUAGAUUGAAUUUUGAAUUCUAACUCCGGGUUUACCCUUCAAGACGAAGAUCAGUCCGCAAAAUGUCGAUCUCCGCUCGGUGGGCUAGACGCCGAACGUUGGUGAUCACUAUUUUCACCUUAGGAUUGUACUAUUUUCUAUCCUCGUCGUACACUAAGUACCAGAUCGAUAGCAUCAUACAACGCACCAAGCCGGAAGACGUGUGGGAGUAUGUGGCCGACUUCAGCAAAAUGAUGAAACUUAAUCCAACCAUCAUAAAUUUUAGCGUUCUUACUGAUCACGGGAACUUAGAGCACUGGAAGUAUUCCGUGGAAUACACAGAACGACUAUCGCACUGGCCGUAUACGAAAAACACUGCGGUUGGGCAUUUUUCGGUGCGCAAACUGCCUGAAGAUGAGGGUGGUCAAUACUUGGUUGCUUCCACCCACAGGACGUGCUUUUUGUUUGGAUUGUUUUGCCUGAAUUCCAAAGGGGAGUUCAAAAUAUCAACAAUAAAUGAGGAGGAUACGUACUGCCAGGAAACGGUACUAUAUCAGUGUCCAUUUUUGUUCGGUCGGUUCUGUAGGCGAGAAGUCGAAUAUCAACGAUCGGCCAUUAUGGAAAAUUUAAAUCGGUACUUCAGGCUGAGAAAAAACUAGAAUAUAUUUGAAUUUUAAUACA